This is a messenger RNA of Drosophila navojoa, 1821 nucleotides long. RefSeq names its product Ionotropic receptor 7a (gene Ir7a). NCBI's taxonomy places the organism in Eukaryota, Metazoa, Arthropoda, Insecta, Diptera, Drosophilidae. The record is from RefSeq and is a predicted model, not a curated record.
AUGUUGGGCUCUCUUCGGCUGUGGCUGCGGCUGUGGCUGUUGCUGCUUUUGUUGGCCCGCUGCUUGGCUGCAGUGCAGCCAGCCGAGAGCUAUCGGCCAAGGGCAGUGGAUCGAGCUGCAGUGCACGUGCUGAGGCAUCACAUCAGCCCCAGCUACAAUGCGAUGAGCGUCAUGCAGAUGUCGCACUCGCGGCGCUCCCAGCUCGAGCUGGACCUGGCCUUGGACUAUUUGCUGCAUGAGCUGGGAGAACGGAUGUCGGUGCAAAUGCUGAAUGCCACGCCCAUUGAGGAGCCGCGCGACUACAUACUGUUCCUGGUGGACACGCCGCAUUCAUUUGCCGAGCUGCGCUUUCACUUUGCCAAGACGCUCUUCGACCGCGAGUUCAAUUUCGUGAUCGUGCUCAGCUGGCGAGCCGACACAGAGAAAUCCCUGAUCGCAUCCCUCUACAGCAUCUUCAGGACCUGCCUCAGAUUUCACGUGAUGAACGCCGUGGUGCUGGUGCAGCCCGGCUGGCUGACAGCGGACGUGGUGCAUCUGUAUGGCUUUCGCCUCUAUGCGCUCAGCUGCAAUGUCUCCUUCACGCCGGAGCUGCUCGAUCGGUAUGAGCGCGGCGAGCUGCUGCGGCAGGAGCCGCUCUUUGGCCGCCACCUGGGCACCUUCUACGGCUGCCCGUUGAACAUUAGCUGGUAUCCGUUGCCGCCGUACGUGAUGUUCGAUGGCGACCGGCAUGAUCCCAAGCAGCUCACCGAGACCUGGCGCCUGACGGGCGUCGAUGGCGAGCUGAUCAAGCUGCUGGCGAGCAUCUUCAAGUUCCGUUUGAAUCUGCUGCCGCCGUGCGAGCAGAAGUCAGCUGCACUGGAGCUGAACGCCAGCAUCGCGGACUGUUUCCGUGAGCUGGCGUCCCAGAACUCGUCCGUGAUCAUUGGCGCCAUGAGCGGCUCGCACAUGUACCGGGCGAACUUCUCCACCACCAGCGCGUACCACCAGAGCGCCCUGGUGUUUGUGGUGCGCGUGGAUCAGCACAUGGGCGCUGUGAAUCAGCUGGUGCAGCCGUUCUGCCCCAUCGUCUGGCUGGCCCUGGUCGUCUCCUGCCUGGCCCUGCUCCUGCUGCAUGGCUUGCGCGUCCACACCACGCUCUUGGGCAAUCCACUGGACGCAGCCGCUCUGCCGCGAGCGAGCCUCGUGCGCUGCUAUCUGGGCGCCUGGCUGCUGCUGGCGCUGGUGCAGCGCGCCGCCUACCAGGGCAAGCUGUACGACGCCUUCCGGCUGCCCUACUAUCCGCCAGCGCCGGAGCACAUCGUCGAGCUGCUCGAGGGCCACUACCAAUACCUGACCACCGACUACGAUGACUACUUUCCGGCGCAGCGCAGUCUGCUGCGCAGGACGAGCAUCGUGGAGCGCUUCGACGAGCUGCAAGCGGCCGAGGAUGGGGCGCGCCUGACGACCAGCGCCCUGCUGGGCAGCCUGGCCCACUACAACGACGAGAACUGGCAGAGCAGCCGCCUGACCCAUGUCAAGGAGCACAUCUAUCUGGUGCAGCUGGUCAUGUGCCUGCAUCGGCACUCGAUUCUGAAGUUCGCCUUCGAUCGCAAGCUCAAGCAGCUCCAAUCGGCCGGCAUUGUUGGGCACAUCAGUCGCAAUUUCGAGCCACCCAUGUUCCACAUGCCGUACGCCUCGCACGAGGUCUCGGCGCUACGGCUCGAGAUGUUCUACGGCCUCAACUUUAUUUGCUAUAUCCUGCUGCUGGCCUCUGUGCUCGUCUUUCUGCUCGAGCUGCUCAGUCAGCGCGUCGUCUGGCUAAGGCGUUACCUGGACCCAUAA